This is a messenger RNA of Bombyx mandarina (wild silkworm), 2197 nucleotides long. RefSeq lists its product as uncharacterized. The record is from RefSeq and is a predicted model, not a curated record. Lineage: Eukaryota; Metazoa; Arthropoda; Insecta; Lepidoptera; Bombycidae.
CUGAUCACGUAAAAAUUUGCGACAGCCACAAUUUUGCAGAUGUUGUGCAGACGCGUCGCGACCGAUCGCAAAACGUCAAAUUAUUUCGUAUCACGUACCGCGAUUGUUCGCUUACCGCUUACUGCAGUUUUCUGUCAUACAACUAGCGCCAGUCGCGAUCGGGUAGCAAUAAUUGGUACUAAGUUUAUCCCUUUUUUUUUGUUUGGCCGAACCACCAAAAAACUUGUAGGUACAAAAAAGCGCGUCACAUGCAAACAUUUCAAAUUUUCAAGUGGAAUUCACUUUGAACCGCCAAGUGGGAGCUGAAAUUCUGUUCCAUUCGGUGAAGCGCAACGAAAAGUAGGUGAUUGAAUAAUAAACGUAUUUUAAUUCUCUGCUAUUUAAAGUUUUAAAGUAUAAAUAACCAUAAUGGAAAAUCGCGUAUCAUGUGCACAAUUGGACGAUUUACUAGAUUAUUUAAUUACGCAUCCACAACUUGUGAAGGGCAUCGGUUUAGGAGCCAGAUCCAAAGAAGCCAUUGCUCGGGAAUGGGAUAAUUUGGCUUCCAAAUUAAAUGCCCACGGAUUGGGUGCUACAAAAACUAGCCAACGAUGGAAGCGGUACUGGGCUGACCUCAAGCACAAGGUCAAAGCCAAAGCAGCAGAACGAAAAAGGAUUGCUUAUGGUACCGGUGGUGGACCUGCGCACCAUGACGAGCUGAACGAACUCGAAAAAAAAGUUCUAGCUAUAAUAGGUGAAGGGGCUAUAUUUGGUGACACACAGCACAGGGUGCCUGCAAUAACUACCACUAUUGUUCCUAAGGAACCCCUAUCGUCGGGAUUGGUUGUCGCCUCCGAAGAUCAGGGUAUAGCCCAGGAAACAGUUGUUCUAACAACAGAUUCACCACCUCCCGCCUCAACACCAGAUCUAUCAUCGCAUUUACUGAAUUCUCCAUCCCAGAGAGGACAAACACGUGUUUCAGAUGCUGCUCAGGCUGAGAUGAGCCCGUCAACGCCUGAACAGCCAAUCAACGAUAUUAUAGUUAGCCCAGUUUCUCGUCGACCAGGAAGUCACCCUAGAAGAAGCUUCAUUGCGAAUACCAGGACGAAAUUUAGACAACAAACAAGAGUAGACUCGUCCUGGGUUAUAGAGCUGGAGAAAAAGCGAGUGGAAGCUGAAGGGAAACUGGCUGACGCAGUUUUGAUUAUAGCAGAGGCUGCCCGUACGCAGGCAGAGGCUGCACGUACGCAGGCAGAGGCUGCCCGUACGCAAGCAAACGCUCAACAACUUCAAGCUGAAGUAAAUGCAUCUCAGCAUAAAAUGUUGGAAAAAUUAAUAAGCACCAUUAUUAAAAAUAAAUAAAUUAAUAUUGUUUUAUGAUUGUAUAUUUUUAGCAAAUUCCAAAAUGGUAUGUUACCUUAAUUACGAAAUAGGAAUUGUUAUUUAAAAAUAGUUCAAGAAUUUUAUAAUUAUGUUUUACUUUAGGCAGGCACCAUAGUAAAUUUUAGGAAACUAAUAAAUAUAAUCUACCGAAACAAUAGCAUUUCAAAAUAAGCAUUAUGCUUGACAUUAUACUAUUAAGUUCUUGCCAUAUUCUGCCAGUAGUCUACGAAGUAGCUAUCACCUACUUCUGCCAGAGUUAGUCAUGUGUUUCAUUGAAGUCAUAGGCACAAUCGAUAUUACAUUUCAUUUCAAAUUUCGAUUUUAUGUUGCAAGGAGUUGGAUCGUCUAUUAAAAACAAACUACUAAUUCCUUAAAAAAAUAUAAUUCGAAUAAAAUUUUAUUACACAAAAAAAGAAAAAUGUAAAGAAACUAACUACAAAAAACAAAAUCAGGCUAGAAAGAUUCACAUUUUGUCUAAAUUAUCAAUUCUGUUUUUUAUGUGGUAAUAAAAUAUAAAUGAACUACAAAUUUCUAGUCAAUCUACUGGUCAUCCUACUCUAUAAUGAAAAACAGUAAAAUAAUAUAAUGACACAACACACAAGGUAAACAGAAAGAUAAAAUAAUACAUGAAUUGAGCAUGACAGAUUAAAAUAAUUUCUCAAUAAGACCUCACAAAAUUUGUCCAAAAAAAGGGUACCCUUGCAUUAAUUCACAACCUGAACAUUUACGGGUAUGUAAGGAAUACCAUUGUAUGAAAUCUGAAAGUAUUCUGAGCUGUAUUCUUCAUAAAAUGCACACGUUUCCACGCCACCUGUGAGGUAAUGUACGAGGCGCA